Naegleria gruberi is the source of this 1470-nucleotide messenger RNA. RefSeq lists its product as uncharacterized. The transcript has a single exon. Lineage: Eukaryota; Heterolobosea; Eutetramitea; Acrasida; Naegleriidae. Bases 1 to 1470 code for a protein of 489 amino acids. The record is from RefSeq and is a predicted model, not a curated record.
AUGAAAGCAAUUGUUUUGGCCACAAUUUUGCUCAUUCAAGUGGUUUUGUUUGGUCAACUUGCCCAUGGUCAGCAACCAGUUGAGGUUCCUUCCAAACCAAUAGUAAAUAAUAACAACAAUGGAGGUAGUAGCAGUACCGUUUCCUACAGUUCUAGCACCACAACAGUAGUGGUUGAAUCCAAAUCUUCAUACUCAUCACUGAAUGGUGUAUCCACUCCAUCCAAGGACAAACCACUUGGCAUUGAUAUUGAGGUUGGAGGAACCAAAUAUCAAACCUUUGCAGAUGCUCUUGGAAGACCAUUCUACGUUGCUCAGAAUGGUAAUAUCAAGUAUUUUGAUUCAAGCAAUCCAUCGAGUCCAAAUUUUCCAACCUCACUCCAAUCCAAAGCUCUAACAGAUAAUAAGAAUCGUCGUUAUUUUGUCGACUCGCAAGGAAAUGCAUUCUAUAUGGAUGCAAAAACUGGACUCCCUUUCUACAUUGACAAUAACAAUAAGGAAUACUUUGUAGAUAGUUAUGAUAGAAUCUUCUUUAGAGAUUCACUUGGUAGAUACUAUUACAUUGAUGGCAAAACAGGAAGACAAAUCUUCUUUCUUCCUCCAUCCAAAGUUAAGGAAAUACCUGGCUUGAAUUUGGCAGACAUUCCAAGUCCUGGUACAACCCAAGCCACUCCAACAACUUCAACCCCUACAACUGGAACUAAACCACCAAUAGUCGUUGUGGUCAGACCAGUACCUUCUCCUAUUGUUGGAAUUCCAAUUCCUGUGCCUGUUCCUUCAAAAAGACCACAUCCUCCAAAACCUGUAGCCAGCUCCACAAUCAAACCAACUACUUCUUCAGGAAAUACAGGAAAUACAGGAAGCACAGGAAGUACCACUGGUACUGGUUCUACUACCACUUCUGGUAAUUCCAAUAACAAUAACAAUGGACAAACAUCUUCCAUCUAUGUGAAUACACCAUCAGGCAGUGCCCAAAUUGUUAAUCCAAAUGGUUUGGCAGGUGGUCCUUUUGUUGAUUCACAAGGUAGAGUCUACUACAAGGAUCAGAACGGAAUGGCCACAUACCAAAACUCAGAAACAGGUGAAUCCUACUACAUUGAUCCAGUGAGUGGUCAAUGUUUCAUGCUCAAUCAAUUGGGAGAACACAUUGCCUGCCCAUCCAAUCUUCAAACUGUGGCAAUAGGCAAUUCGGCAACAGCAGCAAACUCUGCCAGCACCUCACGAAAGAAGACUUACUAUUACAAUGAUGGAAGGAUUUACAUGGUCAAUGAGGAUGGUAGCUUGGUAGAGACGAAUACUCCACUCGCACAGAGCAAUCAAAUUGUUCAAUCGUCAUCAUCUUCGGGUGAUGAGCCAUCAAAGGCUGCUCCUCUGAAGGGAUACACGGUAAUUGAUGGCAAGAUGUAUUGGAUUGAUGAGAAUACUGGGGGUACUUUGCCAUUCAGUCAGUCUCCUACAAAUAAUAGAAGUUAA